Paramecium pentaurelia is the source of this 2282-nucleotide messenger RNA. NCBI's taxonomy places the organism in Eukaryota, Ciliophora, Oligohymenophorea, Peniculida, Parameciidae. The record is from the annotation of a GenBank genome assembly.
AUGAAAUCGAAACAAUAUGUUUCAUAGAUAUUGGAUUUGGAUUAAUAAAAAGCAUAAAUAAAGUUAUUAGAAGAGAAGAAUGUAAGUAACAUACUAAUUAGUAGGAGAAAUUAAUUUAAUAGAAUUAUGAUUUAAUUCGUGAAAUAACACAAUAUUAAAUACAAUUAAGAGAGAAGGAUUAAUAGAUUGAAUAAUUGAAAAAAGAGAAUGGAUCAUUGAAAUUUGAAUUGCAAGUAUUUCAAGUUUAAAAUCAAAGUUAGUUUUUAAAUAAGAAGAUUUAUAUAGUGUAGUAUCAUUAGAUCGGUAUAAGAAGGUAUCUUCAGCAAUUUAACCUUAAAGUAUUUAUGAUUUUUAUAAAGGGAAACGUAUAUUUGAGACUAAGAAGACAACAUUACAUAUGAAUUACUUGAAUCCAAAGAAAUGCAAUAAUGAGCAAGAAGAACUUAUAAGUCCUGGAAUAGUAGAAUAUGGAAAAUAAAAUGAUAAUUAAUAAAGUUAAGCAGUAAUAGAGGAUGUUUAAGUAAAAGGAUUUCAAUAAAAUAAUUUAUCUGAAAUAAAGUAGAUAACAUAGAUAUAAUCAAAGAUAAUAUUAGAAUAAUGUAAAGGUGAUGAAUCGAAUUUCACACCAUAGUAAUUAUUAUAGGAAUCUAUUUUAAUAAAAUAAGAUUAAUAAUCAUUGUAAAAAGAAUAGAAAAAAUAAUAUUCAUUAUUUGAAGAAUUCCUUAUUAUUAGUGUUUCUAAAUCAACAUUGAAUGGAUUAAGUAAUAAUAUUUUAGAAACAAGAGAAAUUAAUUUGAAACCUGAGAUUUUAUUUCAACAUUCAUCUGCUUAAUCAAGUUAUAUGGAAUAAUUAUAAUUAUUGCCAUAAUAAAUACAUCCAUAUGGAUUGAAAGUAAAAUUAGAAGAGAAAACUCUAUCUAUGAGUAAUUUGAAUUCGUACAAAAUUAUAAAAAAUAUUUUAGAAUUCUAAUGGGUGGGCAAAGUUAUGAUAGAUUAGCAGGUGCAUAUGUAAUUACUAUGAAAUCAGAAUAAACAUUUAAUAACAAUUCCUUUAUAAAUCAUGCAUCUUAAAUAAAUCCAGAUAAUAUAAGUGAUCUAAUCUCUAUAACUAACAUUCAUCAUUAAUUAUAUUGUAUUUGUGUUGAUGUUCCAGAUUUUUAUGAUUAUAAUUUUUCCAAUAAUAAUUCCAAAUUAAAAAAGAAAUACUUUUAUUCACUAUCUAAAACGUAUUGUUUCAUCACUAAAGCACCAAUAAUAGAUUUUUUUAUUGAAAUUAUCAAAAUUAUUAUAAGUAAUAAUAUUAUUCAUUAUUAGAUACAUUAAAAUACAAAAAAGCAGAGAUUUAUUCAAUGGUUUCAGAAUUCGAAGAGACUUUAGGAAAUAUUGAUAAUUCUUUCUAUACAGUACAUAUUAAUUUCUUUAAUAAUAGUCAUUCAAACCAGAACUAUUUAAUUUUUUAACAGAAUUGCAAAAUUCAAAAUUUAUUAGUGAAUGUAAUUAUUAAUUUUUACAAACUCCAAUAAAACAUCAAUUAAUACAUUGUUAAGAUUUUCAAAAUUAUGAAAUAGAAUGGGCCAUCUCUUAUGCGCUUUCACAUAUGGAAUUACCUCAUUAUUUAAUACUAUUGAUUAAUAUGUUGUUGGAAUAAAAUAUUUGUAUUAUUAGUUGUAAUCGAACUUUAUUAAGUUCUUUAUUGUAAUUUAUACUUUAUAUUCUAUAGAAUGAUAUUACCACAUAUGAUUCAACCUUUUUAACAUAUAUAACCUACUAUACAUGCUUUAACUGCUUAAUUGAUGCCAAUACUUGAUUCUCCUGUUCCCAUUAUUUGUGGAAUAGUUAAAGACAGUGAAAAUGGAUUACAUCAUUUGGGAAUUGAAGAUAUAGAUUCCUUUUAUGAUGAAUAAUCUUAAAUUCUAUUCUUUGAUGCUAAUAAACUCAAAUUUUUUAAUUUGAAUAAUAAUCUUACAGAAAGGAAGAUAUAUACCACUUUAUUUUAUAAAUUAUUUUAAACAUACUAAUAAAUACGUUAAUAAAGUGUUCCUGGCCAUUAUUUACCAGAUAAUAAUGAAAUAACCAUAAAUUUAAGUAUUAAAAUUUUAGAUGAUACUAAAGCUUAUAUUUAAGAAACCUUACUCUCUUUAAUUCCAGAAGUUGAUGGUGAAAUCAAUCUUGAUUAAAUUUAAGAGAAAAUUCUUAACUCAACUGAGGAUGAAAUUUUAAAAUAAAUAGUACAAACUCAAUAUUUCUCUUACUAUAUCUAAUAGAAAUUCCAACCUAAAUGA